Messenger RNA from Thrips palmi, 2706 nucleotides. It is a transcript of the gene mRNA-cap, whose product is annotated as mRNA-capping enzyme. Gene Ontology annotation, molecular function: protein tyrosine/serine/threonine phosphatase activity; ATP binding; mRNA 5'-triphosphate monophosphatase activity. Gene Ontology annotation, biological process: 7-methylguanosine mRNA capping; dephosphorylation. The record is from RefSeq and is a predicted model, not a curated record. The transcript has 14 exons. Bases 293 to 2071 code for a protein of 592 amino acids. Lineage: Eukaryota; Metazoa; Arthropoda; Insecta; Thysanoptera; Thripidae.
UAAUGUAACUCAUUGAAACCUAACCUCAUUACUGUAGGGCAACACUGACAUUUAAUUUUUGCUUCUGCUUGCACUAUUUAUUUGUGUACUGAUGUCUUCAAUAUUCUUACAAAGAUAUUAUCUAGUUAAAUUGUCCUAUUAUUUCGCAUACUUCUUACCAUUGAAUUGCUCUUGCAAUAUGACGGGGCAUAACCUAAUCUGUCAAACAGUACAACACAACAAUGAUCACUUAACACUGGAGAACUAGUUGUGCACUAGAUCAUGAGGACUUGACCAAUAAACUGGUUUCACCAUGGCGGACACAAGGGGGCCAGGACCAAUACCUGAUCGAUGGCUUCUAUGUCCUCGCAAAGCUAAUGGUAUGGUAGCUGGGAAGUUUCUUGCCUUCAAGACGCCUCUGGACAAGCGCUACAAUAGUCAGAUUCCUGCAUUACACUUAUUUUACCCUUCUAUGAUAGUCUCUAUCAUGGAUAGCUAUAAGGUUAAACUGGGUCUCUGGAUUGAUCUGACCUUCACCUCAAGAUUUUAUAACAAAGAAGAUGUGGAGGCUUUUGGGGCAAAAUAUGUCAAACUCCAAUGUAGAGGUCAUGGUGAAACUCCAAGUCGUGACCAAACCAAAACUUUUAUUGAUAUCUGUGAUAAAUUCAUCCGUACUAAUCCAUUGGAAAGCAUUGGGGUGCAUUGCACCCAUGGCUUUAACAGGACAGGCUUCCUAAUAAUAGCUUACAUGGUCGAAAAGAUGGACUUCUCUGUUGAUGCUGCCUUACAUGAAUUCAGCACUGCAAGACCUCCUGGUAUUUACAAGGUAGAUUACAUUCAGGAACUAUAUAAGCGUUAUGAUGAUAUAAAUGACAUGCCCUUGCCACCUGAGAGGCCUGAUUGGUGUAGAGAAUUUGAUGAUGGGGACGGUAAUGAUGGUGAACAGGAUAAUGGGGAAGAGGGUGAUAAUUCCAAUAGCAGUGGUGGCUCAAGUAACCAGCGUCGUGGAAAAUCUAAGAAAACCCCUGUCUUCAUGCAAGGAGUUCCUGGUGUCUCUGUUGUUCAUGAUCCUAAAAAGACUGAAGUGCAAAAAAGGGCACAAGAAAUGUGUGGAUGGAGAAAAAGUGGCUUUCCAGGCUCUCAACCAGUUUCAAUGGAUAUGAAAAAUAUAAAUCUUUUAGCAGAGAAACCUUACAGAGUAUCAUGGAAAGCAGAUGGAACAAGGUAUAUGAUGCUAAUUUUAAGAAAAAAUGAGAUAUUUUUCUUAGACAGGGACAAUUCUGUGUUUCAAGUUGAAAACUUGCGCUUUCCUAUGAGGAAAGAUCCACAACGGCAUAUAGAGAAUACAUUACUUGAUGGGGAAAUGGUUAUUGACAAAACUGAAAAUGGUGAAAGCAUUCCUCGAUAUUUAGUGUAUGAUAUUAUUAAGUUCAACAAUCAGGAACUAAUGAGUCAGCCCUUCUACCCUAUCAGAUAUAAUUGCAUUCGGGAGGAAAUUGUUGACACUAGAAAUAAUGCCAUGAUGAAAGGCCUUAUCAACAAAGCUGUGGAACCUUUUAGUGUUAGACGGAAGGAAUUUUGGGAUCUGAUGACCACAGGCUACUUGCUGAGUGACAAAUUUGCAAAGAAACUAUCGCAUGAGCCAGAUGGAUUGAUAUUUCAACCUAGCAGUGAUCCCUAUGUUGCUGGUCAGUGCCCUGAAAGCUUGAAGUGGAAACCAUCUAGCCAUAAUUCUGUAGAUUUUAGAGCCAAAAUUGUUACUGAAAGUGGUGAAGGAUUACUGACAAGAAAAAUUUUUCACCUUUUUGCUGGUGGUAUGGACCAUCCUUUUGGUACUAUGAAGUACAGUAAAGCAUUGAAGGAUAUGAACAAUAAAAUAGUAGAAUGCAAGUUUAACAACGGCCAGUGGGAGUUCAUGAGGGAGCGAACGGACAAGUCAUUCCCAAACAGUUACAACACAGCAGUUGCCGUUUUCAACAGUAUCCGUGAUCCUGUGACAACAGAAUACCUGCUAGAAUUCAUAGACCGCUGUAGAUGGCGAGCUGAUGAUCAAGAUCUAAUGCCUCCACCAGCAAAAAUUCGACGAUGCUGAAUGUAUUAUUAUUAAAGAUUAGCUGCUCUGAAAUGUUGCAAUGUAAAGAAACGAAAAAUAUCAAAAGCUCCUUCCAUAUACCAUUUGUUUUUAUUUCCUUCUGAUGGAAAUACUUGCAACACCACUGCAUGUGGCUUCAUGCAAUAUUUUCUCAAUCAAUUUUGUCAUUCUGGGUUGCAGCACCAGUUUAUCAUGUGUAAUGUGUCCUGUUCAUUGUUUUACUUCAUCAAGCUUUAUGUUGUUAAUUGUAGAUGGAAAACUCAAAUUUUUCAGUCUUUCUUAGCAAUAAACAUUUGUACAUAAAAAAAAUCAUGAUCCAUUAUGUAGGGAUAAAAAACAAAAUAUACUUUGCCUCUGUAGAAUGUCAGUUGUUCAUUGAAUGAAUUUGAUUUGAAAUUUGAAGAAAUGAAUGUUCAGAGGUCUAUUUAUGUAUGACACUGCCUUAAAAUAUUCUCAGUUAAGGAAGAAAUUCAAAUUUAAUGUUAAUGGGAGAGAGACAAUGAUUCGCUAUUGUACUUAGUUACUGUUAUUUAUUUAAUUUUUAUGAAAAUCUCUUUUGUAUAGGUAUGAUUGUGUAACAGCUGACGAUAAGAAAUGUGUUCACGCCAAUAAAGCAAAACUUUUACUUUGUGUAA